CAGAUAAUAGAGGCUAUAAUAAUAGACCCCAUCAAAAAAGUGGGUUGGAAAAAAAAAACGAAACGAAUAAUAAGGAAAUUCGCGUUUCCUUGUAGAUCUGCCUACUUUUCGGUUCCUCCAUCAAAAUCUCCUCGUCGUCCUCCUCCUCGUCGGGCUCAAACGGUCCUCCCAGGUCAGCUUCGAUUCUUCUCUGGAUUUCAUUUCCUCCUUGAUAUAGGGUUCAGCAGAUUCCCGUCUACUUCUAGAUCCGCACACUUUUCGCCUCCCUCCACCAGUUCUCUUCCUUCUUGAGCUUCAACAGUUCUCCUUGGUUGUUAAUUGAAUGGAGGGAGUUGGAGGUGGCAGUGCUUCGGCUGCUGCACCUGUAAACCAGGGGGUGCAGGACUUUAUGAGGCUCUUUCAAUAUUAUCUGGAUAAAACUACUCCUCAUGCUACGUAUAGAUGGAUUGGGACUUUGGUUUUGGCAUUACUGUAUGCUUUGAGGGUUUAUUAUGUCCAGGGAUUCUACAUCGUGUCAUACGGUCUGGGAAUCUAUUUGCUCAAUCUGUUGAUUGGGUUUCUGUCCCCUUUGGUUGAUCCAGAACUGGAACCUUCAGAUGGACCUCUGCUGCCAACAAAAGGUUCUGAUGAGUUCAAACCUUUCAUUCGCCGGCUUCCUGAAUUUAAGUUCUGGUAUUCUUUCACAAAAGCUUUCUGCAUAGCUUUUGUCAUGACCUUCUUUUCUGUAUUUGAUGUUCCUGUCUUUUGGCCUAUAUUACUCUGUUACUGGAUUGUUCUGUUCGUCCUUACCAUGAGGCGCCAAAUUGCACACAUGGUCAAAUACAAAUACGUCCCAUUCAACAUCGGAAAGCAGAAGUAUGGCGGUAAGAAGCCUUCUGCAAGUAGCAGUGGAUCUCGUGCAGAAUGAAGCUAGGCUGUUGCAUGCUUGGAAGGAUACUCAUUUACUGGAUUGAGGAGAAGGGUUAGGAUUUGUGAACAUUUAGGGUAGCUGAUUUUCCCCCCCUUUUUACUUGAAGGAUUGUGUUUUGCAGACUAUAAUGGGGUGCCAAUACGCAGUCACAGAAAAUUGGAUUAUGUUAUGUCCACUUAGUUUUAUGAUACCAGAAGAUAUGCUAAUGUUGGCACUUGGCAGUAAACUUCAUUGUUUAUACAUAUCAUCAUUUAAUCCAAUUUUGAAUAUUAGUGCUAAUCUCUCUUCUUGAUGAAAUACUUCAGCAGAAUCCCUUUAAUACGAAGAUUUUUUUGGUUGCUGCU
This is a messenger RNA of Neltuma alba, 1254 nucleotides long. Its product is annotated as protein RER1B. Gene Ontology annotation, biological process: retrograde vesicle-mediated transport, Golgi to endoplasmic reticulum; protein retention in ER lumen. The transcript has 4 exons. Lineage: Eukaryota; Viridiplantae; Streptophyta; Magnoliopsida; Fabales; Fabaceae. The record is from RefSeq and is a predicted model, not a curated record. Gene Ontology annotation, cellular component: Golgi membrane. The coding region runs from base 323 to 907 and encodes 194 amino acids.